UCUACAGGAGAAAGCCCUGCCUCCAGCUGUUUGCUUAGAAAUUCUAGGGACAAUUAGGAGUUGUGUUACACUUACCACGUUGGUGACCCACUUGAAUCAAAAUGCAACACUUCAAAAUGUGGCGUGCUGUUUUCCACAAAUUGUCCUCUAACCAGGGAUGUACUCCCAGGGAUGUACUCCCAGAUUCCGUGUGGUUUUUGAGCUGUUAGUUUUAAUAGGACGUGCAACCUCAUCUCUCUCCGCUCUCACAAUUUUUAAAAACAUGAUAUCGAUGAGUGAUAACAAAUAAGUGUUGCAUUCCCUUGUUUAGUGACCCCUAAAUUUAAUGCAUCACUCCCAAAUGUAGCUGACUCUUCUGCAGGUUGUCCUCUAACCAGGGAGGUAAAAUAUAUCUCCCAUUUCUGUUUUUUUGUUGUUGUGUCAGUUUCAACAGCACGUACAACCUAAUUUCCCACCUAAUCGAUAUCAGUGAUUUAUUGCUAUUUGUCAAAACAACAGUGUUUCUGGUGCUUGUGCAGUUUAUAAGGAGCUUGUUUUAAAAAUACAAGUAAUGUGAUUAUUGUGGCAGAUGUUUGUGUAUAUAGCACAUGUUAUGUUUAGGUUUUCAAUUUAUCCCCAAACUGUUCCUGCAUAUUGGUUAUUGAUUUGGACAUGUUAAAACUAUCCCACCAAGCAAAAUUAUAUUGAAAAGACGUUGACAAUAUGACUUUGCAAUCAAAUAUUUCAUAUUUACAUUUCAUGUAACAUUUGGUAGUGAUAUUUAUUCAUGCAACCAACAUGACAAUUUUUUGGUACAAUUAUAUUGACAUUGUUGCCCUGUUUUUAGAAUAUCAGGGUUAAUUCUCACAUGUGCCAAACCAAAUGUUCUAGAGCAUGAUAUUGGGGACUGGGCCCAGAUCCAACAACAUGCCUAUCUAGUGAACCCUGAAAAGAGAGAAAAGCUCCGCAGUGAGGUGGAAAGUUAUUACGGAUAUCGCAGUAGUUUCCUCCUGAAAUCAGUCCGUGGUUGAAGCUUCUUUCUGAAGAGAGCUUUUUUAAAAAAAUGAAUCAAUACAAGCAAACAAGAUCGUUUCCGGGGAUUGGUAUGUCAAAUACCUUACGAUUUGCCUGGACUGAAAAGGAGAUGGAGCCUUGGAGUAGAGAGACAUUUGGAAGGACCAUUUUGAUGGGAUGCCUCAGGAUAGAGGUGAAGGAAGUGCUCUGCCUUCAAGGGAACCCGAAUGAGAAGGCUUUCGAUGUGACGUUUCACAAAGAAGAAAAACAUGACGAAGUAAUGAAGAUGGCAAAGGAAGCGGAGAAAACGGGACCCCUGUGCCAUUAUGCGGUGACCAGCCUGGCGAAGAACAACCCGCAUGUGAAAGAUGAAGAGGUGAGGGCCUUUCUGGGGAGAUAUAUGGACAAUGUCUCCUCAGCGAGGUACCUCAGGGACUCCCUGGGUUUCUGGAACGGAAAGAGAGGUUUCCAGGCGUUACUCAGGGAGUCCCCGAAGAGUGUGGAUGGCUACCUCCAUCCUCCGGCGAUGUUCUCCCUGGGGGCUGACAGGGGAACACUCUACUAUGCACGUCAGCCCCCGUUCUGCAGGCGUUGUAUGGCCUAUGGCCAUAUCCUGGCCUCGUGCAGCACCAAGAGGUGUCGGUUUUGUGGGUCGGAAGAGCACGAGGCCAGGGAGUGUGACGAGCCCAAGGCUUGCCACGGGUGUGGCUCAAGAGCACACCUGUGGCGUGAUUGCCCGUCUCGUCACAGGUCAUACGCGUCUGCAGCUGGGGGAGGAGCGGGGGAUGGGGGGAGGAAAGAGAGGACGCAUGCGGAUUGUACGGAUGGCACAGGGGAAAGGACGGAGAAGGACGAAGAAGGAAGAAGGAAGAGGCGAAAAGAAAGAGGAGUGAAGAUGGAAAGAAGGAAAAAGAAGGAGAGAAGAAAAAGAAGGCGGAAGAACGGGAAGGAGCGGAGAAGAGGGAGAGUGGGACAGUGGUGCGAGAAGGAGUGGAAGAGGGAGCGGUGACAGUGACUGGGACGGAGGGA
Oncorhynchus gorbuscha (pink salmon) is the source of this 2022-nucleotide messenger RNA. RefSeq names its product zinc finger CCHC domain-containing protein 3-like. The record is from RefSeq and is a predicted model, not a curated record. The transcript has 2 exons. Lineage: Eukaryota; Metazoa; Chordata; Actinopteri; Salmoniformes; Salmonidae. Bases 1043 to 2002 code for a protein of 319 amino acids. Gene Ontology annotation, molecular function: zinc ion binding; nucleic acid binding.